Gadus chalcogrammus (walleye pollock) is the source of this 1453-nucleotide messenger RNA. It is a transcript of the gene lrrc3, whose product is annotated as leucine rich repeat containing 3. The record is from RefSeq and is a predicted model, not a curated record. Gene Ontology annotation, molecular function: protein binding. Gene Ontology annotation, cellular component: plasma membrane. The transcript is spliced from 2 exons. The coding region runs from base 668 to 1453 and encodes 261 amino acids. Lineage: Eukaryota; Metazoa; Chordata; Actinopteri; Gadiformes; Gadidae.
GCUCCGUACCUGGGAGUGGAGGCUAUGAUCAACAAGUGGACAGAACACCACUUUUUAUAUCAAAUCGAGGAUAUAUUGCAUCGACUUACCUAGAUUUGGAAGGUAAAUCGUACCGAUUUCCCAUUGCAUUAUUGGAUACAUUUUACUGGAUUAUUAUUUUGGGAAAACCUACUGUUUGGUUCUAUCGUGGACAAUUUGAGGGUAUUUUCAUCACCCACUUUUUAAAGAAGAACUAUUGUUUGUGACAUAGUUUUGUCAUGAAAUAAGGAAAACAUUUCCGUUUUUGUGGACGUGGUGUAUUCGUGGGAACUGGCGCACGAACGAAUUCAAUUUAUCUUAAAUAGGCUACAUGAUAGGAGGCAUGAAAUUAACUUUUACAACACAAUGCGGCAAAACGGCGUCUCUCUACAGCUGAUCGGAGGUUUUAACCACUGACUUCUCCAGAAUCUCGACAUAAACACCUCUUCCCUGGAACAUGCUGGUCAAGGCCUAUUUGUGGCUGAGCAAACUCUGCCAAGUUCUCCUGAUUGGAUUCACUUAAUUAAAGCACCACCCCACAUAAACAAACAACUGGAUUUUACAAAGAAAAAAACACCUGGCCCCCAAACAGGAAGUAGAACCAUGACUGUUCCCUGUACGGACCAAUAGGAAGCGUUCUGAACUGAACAUGUGGGAAAGCGGGGGGCCUUCCGUCUCAACCGCCUCCCCCCUCCUUUGGCUCCUCCUGUUCUCUGGAAUAUUCCUGGGCACUACGCCGGCACGGGCCUGCCCCAAGAGCUGCCACUGCGUGGAGAAGAGCGGCCUGACCGCCGUGCAGUGCACCUCGCGCAACCUGGACCGCAUCCCGCCGGACCUGCCCCGCGACACGGCCGUGCUCCUGCUGUCCUCCAACCACAUCACCUCCAUCCCCAGCCAGGCCUUCAAGGACCUGCACCACCUGCAGGAGCUGGACCUGUCCAACAACAACAUCGACACGGUGGACGCCGGGGCCUUCCAGGGCGUGGCCGACAGCCUGGACUCGCUGGACCUCUCCCACAACCGGCUGAGCCACGUGCCCCGGGAGGCCUUCGCCCGCCUGCAGGCCAAGAUCAGCCUGUCGGACAACCCCUGGCACUGCGAGUGUGCGCUGCAGGAGGUUCUGCGGGAGCUGCGGCUGGACCCCGAGACGGUCAACGAGGUCAUGUGCACCACGGCGGUGCAGGAGGAGCACGCCGGAAAGCCUGUGAUCCAGGUGCUGGACUCCGGGGUGAACCUGUGCAACUUCCACCACAAGACCACCGACGUGGCCAUGUUCGUCACCAUGUUCGGCUGGUUCGCCAUGGUCAUCGGCUACGUCAUCUACUACGUGCGGCACAACCAGGAGGACGCGCGGCGCCACCUGGAGUACCUCAAGUCCCUGCCCAGCAGCACCCAGCUCAGCAAGGACCUGGACACCAUCAGCACCGUGCUAUAG